Molecule: messenger RNA, 1972 nt
Organism: Salmo salar (Atlantic salmon)
Lineage: Eukaryota; Metazoa; Chordata; Actinopteri; Salmoniformes; Salmonidae
Source: RefSeq, a predicted model, not a curated record
AUGGAGGGGGAGGGGACGGGGGUGGAGGAGGACAGUGGGGUGGAGGUAUUGAAGGUACUCAGCCUCAGGGCUUUGCUAGAGACUCUAGACACCCAGCCUGUGGAAGAGGAGACGAAGGGGCUCAACCACACUACACACUGGGUUCCUAGGGGUGUGUGGCGGCAGCCUCAGGACCUCCACGAUGCCGUGGGCCUGGGGUUCUAUUGGGGCGGUUCCCAUAGCAACAGGGCCCUGCUCCGCUGUCUGGGGAUGGACACCAGGAACAUGGGAAUGUUAGAGCCCACCAAAGAGCCGCUGAGACCAGCUUCAGCUGCGGAGAAGACUGCUGCCACAGCACUAGCACUUCCUGGGUCACAGGAAACCACCACCACCUCGUCAAUACAGCAGGGGGCCCCCCAGCCUUGGUCCCAGUUUGACUGGAGCAGCAGUGGCCUUGGCGUCAACCGUCUGGAUGUGGUGGAUACAGAGCUAGACAGUGACACAAGCAGCCGUCUAGUAGACACCUUGAACCACCUCAUGUCUACUAUGGAGAACACCACUAACUCCACCUGGUCAGACACCCAGAACCACCUCAUGUCUACUAUGGAGAACACCACUACCUCCACCAGGUCAGACUGGUCAGACACCCAGAACCACCUCAUGUCUACUAUGGAGAACACCACUACCUCCACCAGGUCAGACUGGUCAGACACCCAGAACCACCUCAUGUCUACUAUGGAGAACACCGCUACCUCCACCAGGUCAGACUGGUCAGACACCCAGAACCACCUCAUGUCUACUAUGGAGAACACCACUACCUCCACCAGGUCAGACUGGUCAGACACCCAGAACCACCUCAUGUCUACUAUGGAGAACACCACUACCUCCACCAGGUCAGACUGGUCAGACACCCAGAACCACCUCAUGUCUACUAUGGAGAACACCACUACCUCCACCAGGUCAGACUGGUCAGACAACCUGAACCACCUCAUGUCUACUAUGGAGAACACCACUACCUCCACCAGGUCAGACUGGUCAGACACCCAGAACCACCUCAUGUCUACUAUGGAGAACACCACUACCUCCACCAGGUCAGACUGGUCAGACACCCAGAACCACCUCAUGUCUACUAUGGAGAACACCACUACCUCCACCAGGUCAGACUGGUCAGACACCCAGAACCACCUCAUGUCUACUAUGGAGAACACCACUAUCUCCACCAGGUCAGACUGGUCAGACACCCAGAACCACCUCAUGUCUACUAUGGAGAACACCACUAUCUCCACCUGGUCAGACACCCUGAACCACCUCAUGUCUACUAUGGAGAACACCACUAACUCCACCUGGUCAGACACCCUGAACCACCUCAUGUCUACUAUGGAGAACACCACUACCUCCACCAGGUCAGACUGGUCAGACACCCUGAACCACCUCAUGUCUACUAUGGAGAACACCACUACCUCCACCAGGUCAGACUGGUCAGACACCCAGAACCACCUCAUGUCUACUAUGGAGAACACCACUACCUCCACCAGGUCAGACUGGUCAGACACCCAGAACCACCUCAUGUCUACUAUGGAGAACACCACUACCUCCACCAGGAAACCCCAUAGGGAUGAGGAGGACCAGCUGAGUGAGGAGGCAGCCAGGGUGAUCUGUGGGCUGGCUGACCUGUCCUUCAUGAAGGCUAAGGUCCUAAUGUUCCCCAUCACCCUCACACCAGCCGCUGGCUCUGGUACACUGCUAGAGUGAUACACACAAACACAGAAGACUUCUCCGCUUCAAAGCCAGUUUGAACAUUAAUGCAAAGUCAAUAUGUUGAUAAUCAGGAAUAUGCUGAAAUAGUAUUUUGUUCUGAAUGUAUUGAUGUAUUUAUGUUGUGACACAGUGGUUGAGGUCUGAGACUGAUCCACACUUACCUCCAGCCAUCUGCCUCGUUCCUCCAGUGGUUGAGGUCUAAGACUGAUCCACACUUACCUCCAGCCAUCUGCCU